Messenger RNA from Linum tenue, 549 nucleotides. NCBI's taxonomy places the organism in Eukaryota, Viridiplantae, Streptophyta, Magnoliopsida, Malpighiales, Linaceae. The record is from the annotation of a GenBank genome assembly.
UUCAAAAGAUUGUGCCGGUCCUUCUUGGGCGAGGCCCGGUGGCGCACUGAGGGUCAUGUUCCGAAGCUGGAGGAGUACCUGAGUCAUGCAAACAUCACCGGCGGCUAUUUCUUCCUCUGCCCGUCCGCGUACUUGGGCAUGGAACCAGAGCUGGCCACUCCAGAGGCCUUUGAGUGGGUAGCCGAUAUAACUAAUAAGAUGGUGAUGGCCUCCACUUCCAUCUGUAGGGUCCAAAACGACAUCAUGUCCUACCCGUUCGAGCAAAAGAGGUCGCACGUGGCGUCGGCGGUACAGUGCUUCAUGAAGGAGCACGGUGUCUCCGAGGAGGAGGCGACAAAGGCAAUGUGGGGCCGGAUUUCGGAUGCCUGGAAAGACAUGACUGAGGUGUAUUGCCAGAAGCCAACUCCAUUGCCCAGAGCUUUGCUGUUGCCGGUCAUCAACUUCGCGCGCACCAUCAGUGUCAUUUACUUGAAGGCCGAUGCCUACACUCACCCCCAGUUCCUGAGGGAACGCAUUGCCGACCUCUUCGUCAAUCCGGUGCCGCUUUGA